GUCACUUCUUGCGCUCUUUGAUAUCCUGCUUCUCAAGCUGAAUCCCUGACGACAAGCAAUGGCAAUGACAGACAACACAGCCACCGGUCCCGAAGCGGCCCAUGGCAGACCUGCAGUUGACUUUGAUGCAAUUGUCAUCGGAGCAGGAUUUGGUGGAGUUCGCAUGAUGUACGAGUUCCAGAAACGCGGCAUCACCGCCAAAUUGUUUGAAGCAGGCUCCAACGUUGGGGGAACGUGGUACUGGAAUCGAUAUCCCGGUGCACGAACUGACAGCGAGAGCUGGGUUUAUGUCCUGACAUUCCUCGAAGAGAUCGACAUGGGUUGGAAGUGGAAAGAGCGCUUUCCGACCCAACCGGAAGUGGAACAAUAUUUCAACCGCGUCGUUGAUCAUCUCGAUCUUCGCAAGGACAUGGAGUUCAAUACUCGUGUUACGGCGGCCCAUCGUGACGAGACCAACAAUAUCUGGAAAGUGACAACUUCCAAAGGAUCCACAUACACAUGUACAUUCUUGAUCACGGCCACCGGCCCUCUUGCAACCCCUCUCAAGCCACCCUUCCCAGGGCUGAACUCUUUCAAGGGCGAAUGGUAUGUGACGGGGCUCUGGCCCAAGCAUAAAGUCGAUUUCGCUGGCAAGCGGGUCGCAGUCAUUGGGACCGGUGCAACUUCCGUCCAAAUGGUUCCGCUCAUUGCUCACACUGCCAAGUCCCUUACGGUGUUUCAGCGGACGCCGAGUUGUGUGCUUCCCGCGCGCAACCAUCCUCUCACAGACCAUCAACAAGCCGAAUUGCAGCGAGACUGUCUCAACAUGUUCCAGCGCGUCAGAACGUCGGUCUUCGGAAUGGACUUCCAAGACCCUCGAUACCGCUUUACGGACCUCAAAAGUGACUCUGAAGCCCAGAGAGUUCUCGAGUAUGGCUGGGAGACUGGCGGCUUUCGCUUCAUUUUCCAAACCUUCGCAGAUAUGCUCACCAACAAGGAAUGUAACGAUCUGGCUGCAGAAUUCAUCCGAAGCAAGAUCCGUUCCAUUGUCAAAGACCAGGAAACAGCGGAGUUGUUGUGUCCGUAUUAUCCUGUCCUUGCUAAGCGACCGCCAUUGGGUCACUACUACUACGAAGCCUUCAACAGGGACAAUGUCAAACUGGUGGACAUCAAGAACAAUCCCAUCAAGGAGAUCACGCCCACAGGCUUGCGGACCGGUACCACUGAAUAUGAGUUCGACAUGAUCAUCUACGCCCUUGGGUUCGAUGCCAUCACAGGCACCCUGGCCCAAAUCGACCUUCGCGGAAGCCAAGGCCAGGAUCUCGGAAAGCAGCUGCACGAGAGAAUGGCCACCGCCUAUGGCAUCAUGGUUGAAAACUUUCCCAACCUCUUCAUGAUGACCGGGCCACAGUCUCCUUUCGCCAAUAUCCCGGUUGUCGUCGAUCAAACGGCGGACUGGAUCGGCAGGACCAUCUUGUACAUGCGUGACCACGGGCAUGCCCGGAUGGAUACGAAAAAGGAAACAGCCGACACCUGGCGAGAAAAGGUCAACGCCGUGUUCAAUGCGACCGUCCUCCCGCAAGGUGCCAAGGAUACCAAUUCGUGGUUUGUUGGAGCCAAUGUGGAGGGCAAGCCUAUCGAGCCAUUGUUGUGGCUGGGCGGCGUGGGUCCUUAUGUUCAAGAGUGUGAAAGGGAGAUCAACAAUGACUUUCCGGGGUUCAGGUUCUCGUCAUCUUCUCAGCUCGAAAAUGGCCAGAGCUCCACCGGAACCACGACCAGUGACGGGACUAGAGAAUCUCGGCUGUAGACCUCAAACUGUGACCAGACUGAAGGCUGAGAGGCUUCUUGAUGCUUCAUUGGAGUCAUUGUGAGAGAAGGAAGGGGAAGCCGUGAAAGAAGGCCAGUAGCUAUUGGGCGAUUUUGCAAACUAUCUUUCAAC
Messenger RNA from Exophiala xenobiotica, 1918 nucleotides. RefSeq lists its product as uncharacterized. Bases 59 to 1786 code for a protein of 575 amino acids. The record is from RefSeq and is a predicted model, not a curated record. Lineage: Eukaryota; Fungi; Ascomycota; Eurotiomycetes; Chaetothyriales; Herpotrichiellaceae. The transcript has 2 exons.